Molecule: messenger RNA, 1464 nt
Organism: Entrophospora candida
Lineage: Eukaryota; Fungi; Glomeromycota; Glomeromycetes; Entrophosporales; Entrophosporaceae
Source: the annotation of a GenBank genome assembly
ACAGAAGUUGACGAAACUGACAAUGUGGAAAUUGAGUAUGUAUCAGAACUCCCGGAUCUAUCUAACGAACCUUUCUUUGAAGAAUUCUCAAAGGUUUUUGCCCAUUUUCAGAUCACGAAAGAAGAACCUGAGGCUAAUUUAAAUAAUGAUAGAGACGAAGAAAAGGCUGAAACUAUAAACCCACAAAAUGAAUUAAGUGUUGCUCAAUUAAAACAAUUAGUUAAAAGACCUGAAGUAGUCGAGUGGGUUGAUGUUACAGCAGCUGAUCCAAAGCUUUUGGUCAGUUUAAAAGCUUAUAGGAAUACUGUGCCCGUUCCUCAACAUUGGUCUCAAAAAAGAAAAUAUCUUCAAGGAAAAAGAGGAAUAGAAAAACCCGCGUUUGAUUUGCCAGAAUUUAUAAAGGAUACUGGUAUAAUGGAAAUGAGAGAAGCAGUAAGAGAAAAAGAAGAUGCAGCGAAAUUAAAGCAAAAAACUCGUGAAAGAGUUCAACCAAAAAUGGGAAAAUUAGAUAUUGAUUAUCAGAAAUUACAUGAUGCGUUUUUCAGAUUUCAAACUAAACCAAAGUUGACAAUUCAUGGUGAAUUGUAUUAUGAAGGUAAAGAGUUUGAGACGAAAUUAAAAGAAAAGAAGCCAGGACAACUUUCAGAUGAAUUAAAGGCUGCAUUGAAUAUGCCACCACUUGCCCCACCACCAUGUGCACAAUGGGGAUUUCAUCCUGGAGGAUGGGGCAAACCACCUGUGGAUGAGUAUAAUCGUCCAUUGUAUGGAGAUGUUUUCGGAACAUAUCAUCAAGACAUACCAUCAGAGAAUGUUCAACCAAUUGAAAGGAAAUUAUGGGGAGAGCUGGAACCUGAAGAAGAAGCAUUACAAGAGGGACUUGUAACGCCAAGUGGAUUUUCAAGUGUACCGAAUGGUUUACAAACACCUGAUUAUAUUGAAUUGAGAAAAUUCCAAGCUACGCCAGCAACCACUACAUCAUCGUCAGCAAUAAAUGCUAGUUUGGCAAGUGGAUUGGAAACACCUGACUUUAUUGAAUUAAGGAAACAUCAAAAACCUGAUGAAGAGGAAACCAAACAAUUGUUUACUGUUAUUCCACAAAAAGAAGUCCCUAUUUCAGGGUUUAUGGGAUCUCAACACGUAUACGAUAUUUCUAACACGGCAGGAUCAACUGCAGCAACAUCCAAAGGAGCAAAGAGAAAAGUAAUAGGAACUGGUGUUGAAGUGGCGCUUGACCCUUCUGAGAUGGCAAAUUUGGAUGAAGAAACUUUAAGAGCUAAAUUUGAAGAAGCUCAACAGGCACAUCAACCAGAAGGAGCGCAUGAAGAUUUGUCAGACAUGGUCGCAGAACAUGCUAGUAAACAAGCUAAAAAGAGACAAAAAAUGCAAGAUGCAAGAGCAGCUGCUAGAGAUACUGGAUCCACUGGUAAUCCAGGAUCUAAGAAAUAUAAAGAAUUCAAAUUUUAG